UUGACUUCCGUGUUGUUAUUCGUAUCACUGCUGACAUGUCUGACAAAUUUGCUGUGGUUCUUUAUUUAUUGGGAGGAUUUUGCUUCAUUUCAUGGAAAUACUCAUUAAUUGGUUUCACAGAUGCGCUUAAGCUGGCUGGACGUGGGAUCAUAUUCCUGGGCAUCUGCACAUGGCUGAUUUACAUGUUACCGAGGCUGAAAUCUUUCUUCUUCCCAGUAUGUCAAGGACUCCCAGACAGCCCACUGCAAGACUCCGACAGACUGGCACAAGAGGAAGCUAGAAGAAUUCAACAACAUCAACACAAUAACAAGAUGACUGAUUACUCUGAAAGAGUGUUAAAGCCGAGACAGAACUCGUUGCUCCAGCGGAAAACAGAGCGUCAACAUAGUAUGGCAGGAGAGGCCUGGAGACUGACCCAGGGGUUUCCAGUCGGGGGGGCGGAGGAUCAGGUGUGUCCAGAUGUGGCUGUAGACGAGAGUGCUAACCAGGGAGCGAGGAGGAGACGCACGCUGCUGCAGACUGUGACUCCAGAUCCUGCGCGAACAAACGCCACACACGCGCUCAAGCAGAAGAAGGUCAUAGUUUUGCCGGACGAGCCACCAGAGGACGCUGAGGGGGUUGUAAGAAUAGCUGUAAGAUGUCCCAGCAGAAGAACCAUACACCGGCGAUUCCUCAAAACCUGGAGCUCGACGAUCCUCCUGGACUGGAUGAUGAAGUCCGGCUAUCCUCCCGCUCUCUACGCGCUAUGCUCGUCCUUCCCGAGGGAACGCCUGCGCACGGCUGAGGGCCUGAGCCUGGAGGAGGCUGGGAUCCUCACACACACAGUUUUGCACGUGGAGGAGAUCGAACCGGCGCUCCCCUAACAGCACUCGGCUGCUCAAACACUACGUGACUGAGUGGAUGCGGUCACAUCGGGCACCAGCCAACGGGACCUGAGAUGCAUUUCAUUGUAACUCUUGUAUAGUUCGUUAAUGUUCAAGAACAUGUUCAGUAGGUCAAAAAGGGACUAUUGUGUAGCUGAUUUUGUGCUUCCAAUGGUGUAUGGAUGAAUCUUAGUUUUUCUAUGAGUAAUCCUGCCCAGAUACUGUUUAUUAAAUCAGCAAAACAAGGCCAAUGAAACAAAUGCUACCUUGCUAUAUAAACACAUUAUUUUUAAACAACUCAUCACCCCCCUUUCCCCAUCUAGUCAAAUCCGCUCUGGACAGGCCAAUCUCCUUCAGCCUGUGAGGACAAGGCUUCGUACUAUGGGUGAUCGAGCUUUCUGUUCAGUCGCGCCUACUCUCUGGAAUGCUCUCCCUGUCCAACUAAGGGUCACUCGGACUGUUGA
Molecule: messenger RNA, 1327 nt
Organism: Pimephales promelas (fathead minnow)
Lineage: Eukaryota; Metazoa; Chordata; Actinopteri; Cypriniformes; Leuciscidae
Gene: ubxn8
Product: UBX domain protein 8
Biological process (GO): ERAD pathway
Molecular function (GO): ubiquitin binding
Source: RefSeq, a predicted model, not a curated record